Octopus bimaculoides (California two-spot octopus) is the source of this 2233-nucleotide messenger RNA. RefSeq lists its product as uncharacterized. The record is from RefSeq and is a predicted model, not a curated record. Lineage: Eukaryota; Metazoa; Mollusca; Cephalopoda; Octopoda; Octopodidae.
CUCUUUUCCAGAAUCUUGUUAAAGAAAAUGGCCGGUCUUUGGAGAAUCGUUCUUUUAGCAACAAUUACCUUGAUGUGUGUGACAUCACAAUGGGUUAUCUAUGUCCAGGCUGAAGAAGCUUCUAGCAGUGACGAAUUGGUGAACAGUGCGAAUGAAGCCGACCCUGAAAUGGAUAGUGAAGAUGAUCUGAAACGAGCAAACACAUUUCUUCGAAUAGGUAAAGCAAACGGAAUUUUACGUUUAGCUCGAAGCCCUAGUUCUUUCCUGAGAAUUGGACGUCGCCCCCCAUUGCACUUUGUUAGAAUCGGUAAAGCCCCAUCAAGCAUGUUUCUAAGAAUUGGCAAAAGAGUGGAUGAUAGCGAAAAUGAUGAUCUAAACGAAUACGAUGCAGAUAAAAUGUCAGGGCGUGAUACUAGAGCCAGUCCAUCUUCGUUUCUUAGAAUUGGAAAAUCAGGAAAUGAAGUAGAAGAUGAAAUUGAUGACACGGAUGAAACUGUUAAACGUGUUAACGCAUUUCUACGCAUUGGUCGACAAAAUGAUCCAUCUUCAUUCCUGAGAAUUGGUAAAAGUUUGAAUAAUGACGAUCUCUCUAAGGACAAACGCACCAACGCUUUCCUCAGAAUCGGAAAAAUACCCGCCUCAUCUUUCAUUCGCUUAGGUCGUGGACCUUUCACAGAAGAUAAUGGCAUCAACACUCGUGGAUUUCGCGGUCCGACACGGGGCUUUUUAAGGAUUGGCAAACGCGCAGCGAUCCCCGAUGGAAGCCAUGCCGAUUAUUUCAGUGAUCUAAACGUCAAAUCUCAAUGAGUCUACAACUAUGAAUGAAAAGAAACCGGUUAAAGGGAACAAUUUAGAAUUAAAAGAAAAGAUUACCAUUUGGAAAUGAUUCUGAAACGAAUAAGGACUAUCACCGACGCAAUGAAACAAGAAACCAAAAAAUACAACACAAUACUUUAAGAAUUCCACAAAUAUACAGAAAUAUUUCUUCUGAGACAGCUUUAAAUACAGGACACAGAAAAUAUUUUUGUUCUAUAUAUAUAUAUAUAUGAAUUAGGAAAAUAUCAUAUAUAUAUGUAUAUAUAUAUAUAUAUAUAUAUAUAUAUAUAUAUAUAUAUGUUCUAUUUUGAGAGGGUCAUCUUGAUCCUCACACGAUGCAUCUAUUUCAACACACGUUUUCACAUCAGAGUGUUGCAAAACAAAUACUGAAUUAAAAUAUAUGUGUGUAUGUGUGUGCACGUGUGUGUGUGUGUGUGUGUGUGUGUAUUUGCGUGCAUCCGUUUGUAUGUUUGAGUGAGAGUAUGCAUAAUUUGUGUAUAUUUGUAUGCUCGAGAGCAUAGAUAUAUGUCAAAGGAGCGUAAAUGCAAAAUACCGUGUCUGUACUAGUAAAUAAAGGGCAUUAAUAUGUGAAGUUCAGACAAAUAUAUCAUCGUAAAGACAGUGUCUUUUCUUGAAAUCCACUCCACUCUCCAAACCUGCAACAUAUCUUACAACAUUCACACACAUGCAUAAAUGCAUACACAGUUAUAAAUGUAAAUAAACAUAUGAAUAUAUACACAUAUAAAAGCAAGCAUAUAUACAAGUAUAUAUUCCAGUAUAUGCACGUAUAUGUGUAGGCAAAUUUUUAGAUUUGGUUUGUGUGAAUGUAUGUAAUACAUCAGUAGUCUCUGCGUGUGCGUAUAUAAGGUGCGUAUAUCUGUGUUUGUCUGUCUGUAUGUAUGUGUGUAUGUAUGUAUGUGCGUGUGUGUGUGCAUGCGUGCGUGUGUGUGUGUGUGUGUGUGUGUGUGUGUGUGUGUGUUUCUUUGUCUCUAAGUAUGUAACAGUAGUAAGGAUGUACAUGAAAUGGAAGAGAAAGAAACAAAUCUAAAUUAUAUCAAAUUAUGUAAAUGAGAAAAGAGAAAUAGAGAAAGAGCGUAAGGUUGAGAGGUAAUAUUUCCUAAAGUGGAUGGUCUGAACUUCAUAUUUUGGUGACCAAUAUUAACGACACGCCCCCAAAUUCGAACGAGUAAUAUUCGGAGGAUAUUUCUCCUUGUCGGAGAAGUGGACAAUUGCCGGUAUUUUGCUGUAAAUUUCUUACAUGAUGUAAAUUUUUUUUCUUCAUAAAAAUAACAACCAUUCCCCAGAGAAAAUAUAAAAUAAACUAAAAUAAACCCUCAGAUAUCUUAUCUGAAAUGAUGUUGAUAUUUGUGUUGAAAACGUAAAAAUGAUAAUAAAAAUUGAUCAUGAUAUAAAAUAA